CAACAAUAUAAUUCAUCAAUAUCCAUUUAUUUAGGUAAUAUUUCUGACAGAAAAUCACAAAUUAAACGUCAUGGCGACUAUUAUGCUUAUGGUGGUGGUGGUAUUCUAUUAAGUCGAUCAUUAGCAUCAUUAUUAUCAAAAUAUAAUCAACAAUGUAAAAAAUAUAGGAAUAUCUAUGGUGGUGAUGCAAUGAUUGGUAAAUGUAUUACUGAAAUAUUAAAUGUCAGUUUAAUAAAAAAUAGGAAUUUUCAACAAAUGGAUCAUAGUGGAGAUAUGACGGGUUAUUUUGAAAGUGGAAUUUAUGGGUUAGUAUCUUUACAUCAUAUGUUUUCAUUAUGGAAAUUAUUUCCCGAUGGAUAUGCUGAUAAAAUUAAUGAGACGAUGAGUCUUUUACAACUUGCUUAUAUGAAAUUUGAUAAAAAUUUCUUAAAGCGAUAUAUUCAAAUUAAUCGAAUAACUAAUCAAACAUUAUUAUUAACAAUGGGUUAUUCAGUUAGUUUAGUUAAUCGAAUAUUAUCUCAUGAAGAUUUACAGCAAGUUGAAAAUACAUGGAAUGGUAAUGAAAUGACAAUGAGAAAAUAUCGAUCGAAAGAAAAGAAUAAAACUACUUGAUCGAUUCGUAAAAUGACUCAACAUCGUAAACAACGUCGUGAUUCAUCGGUAUUCUUUAUCGGCACUCAUGAAAUCUUGUCGCAGCAACAAAAUGAUCAGUCAUAA
Adineta steineri is the source of this 717-nucleotide messenger RNA. Lineage: Eukaryota; Metazoa; Rotifera; Eurotatoria; Adinetida; Adinetidae. The record is from the annotation of a GenBank genome assembly.